GCUGAUAGAAUAAUUGAUCCUCCGACCUCAUAGUGUUAGCAAAAAUCAAAUAAAAACCGGUAGACCAAACACUAGUCACGAACGGAUUGACCAUUUGAAAUUGAAGAGGAGGGAUCGUCUUUAUAUAAAGACCAUAGCAGCUAUCUGUAUGGUUUAGUCUUUUAAAAAUUAACGAUACACUCAUGUAUCAGAGGAGUUUCUCUGAAAAUAAGCAUCGUGAAUCGUGAUUGACUAUUGAUUGGCUCAGUGUAUUUCUGUAAUCUCCCUAGGAAAAGAUUUUCUUUAAUUGGAAAAAAAAACAUAAAAUCCAGCUGAAGGAUAUUAAGUCCAUAAAUAGGAUACAAAUCGAGGAGGAUCACAAAACGUGACCAUGACACAAUUAUCAACGAUGACGAUGAUGGCAGGAACAACCGCCGAUGGACACUAUGCAAAUGGAUUAGCAAAUGGUGACAAGAAAAGUGCUAAUAAAUUUUAUGAAACAGUGAAUGAAAGUGAUGACACCUUCAAUAAUAAUAAUUACGAAGGUAAAAGCAAAUUGAAUAGCAAAAGUGAUGAAAGUGAUUAUGAUCCUAAAAGCAAGGAAGACAAGGAUUAUGUGUAUUUCGGGAUCAAAUUCAAACAACCACUAAAAUUAGUUAAUGCUGUGUCGAUCAUUGGAUUCCACCUCGUAUCAAUCUACGCUUUCUUAGUGAACUUCCGCUCUCCGCAUUUCUACACUGUGCUCUGGGCCUUUCUUGUGGGUGGAAUUGGUGGAUUUGGGGUUACAGCAGGUGCCCAUAGGCUCUGGAGUCAUAGAUCGUACAAGGCAAAAACUCAACUCAGAGUAAUCUUAGCUCUCUGUUUCUCAGUUGCCGGGCAGAAUACGUUAUUCGACUGGACGCGCGACCACCGGGUGCACCAUAAAUUCUCCGAAACGGACGCAGAUCCUCACAAUUCCAACCGAGGCUUCUUCUUUGCCCAUGUGGGAUGGCUCAUGAUGAAGAAACAUCCCGAUGUCAUCCGAAAGGGCAACCAGGUGGACAUGAGUGAUAUUCUUGCUGAUCCUGUGGUGCAAUGGCACCAAAAAUACUUCGUGCCUCUGAAACUUCUCCUUUGCUUCGUGAUCCCAUCCGUUGUUCCUGUCUACACAUGGAAUGAGGAAUGGAUGAUUUCCAUCUUCACUCUUUCUUUUAUCCGCUAUGUCCUGCAACUCAAUUUCACCUGGCUAGUUAACAGUGCAGCUCACAUGUGGGGAAAUAAGCCCUAUGACAGGAAAAUCAAUCCAUCUGAGAACUUGGGAGUGUCAAUCGUCGCAAUGGGCGAAGGUUGGCACAAUUAUCAUCAUACUUUCCCCUGGGACUACAAAGCAGCUGAAAUCGGAGAUUUCCGGUACAAUCUCACCACUACAAUUCUGAAUCUCUUCGCUAAGAUCGGAUGGGCUUACGAUCUGAAGGAGCCCUCAAAGGAACUCAUUCGCAAGACCAUCGAGCGCAGUGGAGAUGGUAGUCAUCUUAAACAUGGUUUUAGGGCAAUGCCAGAGGAAGUUCCCAUGGAGGCCGAUGAAAAUUCGAAUUUAGUAGAAUAGGAAAUUUUGAAAUGCCUUUGAAGCAUAAGAUCAAAGCACAAAACCAGAUAAUCCUAUCUUUUUUGAAUCUGUUCUAAUCUUAGUUGUUAGAUCAAAUAUUUCUAUCUACCGGCAGUUGGAAGUUUUAAAGCCCUGCAGUAAAUAUUGUAAAUUUAAUUAAGGGAUUUGUAUAUUUAUAUAGCUUUUAUAUAGAUUAUUUUACAAAUAUGUACAUCAAACUAGUGAAUAACUUCAUAUUAGAUUUUUUUUAAAAAACAAGGAUUUUAAGUGGCUGUGUUAUGCCUGCAAUUGUUUAAGGUUUUACCAUUAGUAAAAUACAAUUUCCAGUACAUUUAAUACUUGUAAAGUUAGUGGCAUUUUACACAUGGUUAGAUUGUAAUAUGAAUUGGAGACUAAAUAAAAAAAAAUAUUUGAAAAAUUA
Molecule: messenger RNA, 1985 nt
Organism: Phlebotomus papatasi
Lineage: Eukaryota; Metazoa; Arthropoda; Insecta; Diptera; Psychodidae
Product: acyl-CoA Delta-9 desaturase-like
Exons: 6
Coding region: 371-1564 (397 amino acids)
Biological process (GO): unsaturated fatty acid biosynthetic process
Cellular component (GO): endoplasmic reticulum membrane
Molecular function (GO): iron ion binding; stearoyl-CoA 9-desaturase activity
Source: RefSeq, a predicted model, not a curated record